Molecule: messenger RNA, 610 nt
Organism: Orycteropus afer afer
Lineage: Eukaryota; Metazoa; Chordata; Mammalia; Tubulidentata; Orycteropodidae
Gene: TMEM240
Product: transmembrane protein 240
Source: RefSeq, a predicted model, not a curated record
GCGUGCUUGAUGGACAUGAACGCGCUGCUGGACCGAUUCCACAACUACAUCCUCCCACACCUGCGGGGCGAGGACCGCGUCUGCCACUGCAACUGCGGCCGGCACCACGUGCAUUACGUGAUCCCAUACGACGGGGACCAGUCGGUGGUGGACGCUGCGGAGAACUACUUUGUGACGGACAAUGUGACCAAGCAGGAGAUCGACCUCAUGCUGGGGCUGCUGCUCGGCUUCUGCAUCAGCUGGCUCCUCGUGUGGGUGGACGGCAUCCUGCACUGCGCCGUGCGUGCCUGGAGGGCUGGCAGGCGCUACGACGGCUCGUGGACCUGGCUGCCCAAGUUUUGCAGCCUGCGGGAAUUGGGUCGGCGGCCGCACAGGCCCUUCGAGGAGGCUGCAGGGAACAUGGUGCACGUGAAGCAGAAACUGUAUCACAAUGGUCACCCCAGCCCACGGCACCUCUGAGCCACUCACAGGACUCACAGGGGUGCACCCAGCCACCGGCCACUGUAUAGAUGUAACCAGGACCUUUACAGCACCGUGGCCUGGCAGGACUGGACAUCAGCCUUGGGCCACGGUGGCUGGCCUCAGGCGGCCGGGGUUCUCCAGCAGAAGG